Molecule: messenger RNA, 8027 nt
Organism: Pararge aegeria (speckled wood butterfly)
Lineage: Eukaryota; Metazoa; Arthropoda; Insecta; Lepidoptera; Nymphalidae
Gene: sick
Product: protein sickie
Exons: 33
Coding region: 16-6918 (2300 amino acids)
Biological process (GO): nervous system development; neurogenesis
Molecular function (GO): ATP hydrolysis activity; protein binding
Source: RefSeq, a predicted model, not a curated record
UAAUGCGGUGAAAAAAUGAUACCCACUUGUAUUCGUGCACCCCGAUCCAUUCAAGGCUCUACUGAUGACGUCACGCGGCAGACGCGCUCCAUUGUUCAGAUCUACACAGACUGGGCGAACCACUACUUGGAGCGGGCGCGCUCGCGUCGUCGGGCGGGCACGUCUGGUGGAGGCCUAGCCAGGGAUUGUGCUGAUGGACUGCUUCUGGCGGAUGUGCUGGAAGGUGUCACAGGGCAGAAGGUUCCGAGAGCACAUCGAAAACCGCGAAACCCUCAACAAAUGUUGGAAAACGUCCAGUGUUGUUUGGACUUCCUACACGCACAAAAAGUGCAAGGAUUGGAACAAGUGACAGCGGUUGAUAUUCGGGACGCUAAACUAAAAGCUGUCUUGGCGCUCUUUUUCGCACUGAGUCGACAUAAACAAGCUUCGAAACAGAGAACAGCGCCAUCUAGCGGCAAUGUAUCGAACGCUGGAAAGAGUGCAACCGAAGACGUCGCUUUGAGCUCCGUGCAACGAAUAACAGGUGGCAGCAGCGAUGAGAUACUGACAGCUUGCGGAAACAACGUCGAAAUGACUACUUUAACAGCAAAUAGGCAGGUGUCAGUGCUGCAGACCUCGAUACCUCUGCCGGCAUCAGCCGCGGCGGUGCGAAGAGCACCACCUGACAAGCGACCGCUACCGGCUACCCCGGUGCAUGGGGGCAAGAGCGGACUUUCAGCAAGUUCUAGUCGAUCAACGAGUCCACUUGGUCAAGGAGCUAUCAGUUUUAUACCACGGGCACCAAAUUCUUCAUCUGGAUCAAGACCCAACUCAUCGUUACUUGCACCUGGCAGUAAAAUACCAUCCACCUUAGCCCAACCUCAACAAAAUUCUCAAAAUGUCAAUAAUCAGAAUGGAACGCCAACGAAACAAUCCAUGCUAGAUAAAUUAAAACUAUUUAAUAAAGAUAAAAUUAGUAGUGAGAAGCAAAGUAGUAAAAGUACUGUUGUAUCAAAACGCACGAGUUCCUCAAGUGGUUUUUCAUCUGCAAAAAGUGAGAGAUCUGAUUCGAGCCUAAGCCUAAAUGAAUCUGCAAAUGCUACAAACACACAUAUCAAAUCAUCUAACUUAGUAGGCCCCAAAAGUAUAAAACAGCAAAAUGAUACCUUAUCUAAAGAUAAAUCAAGUAAAAAUGUGAAAACAAAAUUAGUUAAUUCCAAAGUAGUUAAAGAAUCUUCCACAAAUAUUAGUAAAUCUAAUGCUAAGUUAAAUAGUAAUGAAAAAUCAAGAAAUAGCCCGAAAUUACCUGCUCGAGAUACUAGAUUAUCUGCUCCUAAAUCAGUUAGUAACACGAAAUUAAAUCAAAUCGAUGACCAUUGUAGAAGCUCUAAAUCAAAAAUUGAGUCAAAAAUGGUAAAAGGAUCUGGUAGUCAAAUGAAAUUUACUGAUCAACGAAUAGAAAAUAGUAUGGAUGCCAAGACUUAUGAAAAUACAAAAAAUCAAUCCAAUCAAUUGCAUUCCCCUUCGCCAUCGAUUGGAUCACCAUUACCAUUACAAAAUCAUACUGGAAUUCCUAAACCAACAGCUGCAGUAAAAGGAACAUCAAAAAUAUCAAAAGAAGAAAGACAUAAUAUCAUAAACAAAAGUAUAAAUAAUCAAUUAAGUCCAAUUCAAAGCAAUUCUAGUUUAAAUUCCACAAACAAUGUUCAAUUCUCUAGAGAACAAUCUAACUUGAGUAAAGAAGUUUCACAGAAACAAACACUAGCAGUUUCUCCAAUGCCUGCUUCCAAUUCAGGAAACCCAAACCCCAAUUCUCAAAUGUCAGAAAGUUCUCAUUCAAACUCCACUCACAGUACGACAGGGCAACAAUCGAAUUCUAGUGACGGAAGUGUGAUAUACCGACCAUCAAGCGAAUCAGGUUCUGAAAUAUCAAAAAGUAGUAAUUUAGCAACUAACAGAAGGCUUGAUAUGAAUACAACAUACAUUAAUGAUGUUAUAAAUGAAGCUGAAAUAUCAGAAAAAGAAGCAGCUCAGAAGAGAAUUAUUGAUAGACCUGGUCCUAGGCCAAUAUUUGAACUAAAUAAAACCUUAACUGAGUAUGAUAAGAGUGAUAGUCGUUCAAGUACGCCUACACACUGUAGAGAUAAUUCUCUCGGAGAUGACGAGAAUCCAUUAAUGAAUGUAUUGCCUAUGAGACCUUUACUACGAGGAUACAACAGUCAUUUAACUUUACCAAUGCGAACUUCGGGCUUAGGACAAAAGAACAUUCCUGGAUAUCCGCAUCAUGCGAACACAGUUAAAGCUAAUUUCGGUCGGGAAAACAUGGGUUUGCGUGAGCGUAUGAAUUACGGUCCCGGUUUUUCUAACCCUGAUUAUUGUGACCUUGAAAUCGCCUCUGGCUAUAUGUCGGACGGUGAUUGUCUGAGAAGAAUAAACGUCAACGAAAUAGAUUGUGGGCGAAAUAAUGAUAUAAUGGAUGGAUAUAUGUCAGAAGGAGGCGCUUCUCUGUACGGGCGAAGAAUAAACUAUCAGCAACCAUCGCAGUUCCAGCUUGACGAAAGACGCAGUGGCGUUCGAAGAGGUAUGGAAGGCGGCAGUGGUGUAGUUUACCGUGUGGUAGGCCGCACUCGGAGUAAGGCCGAUUGCGGGCAACAGACUGAGAGGCAGCCACCUACCCCUAGGCAAGAUACCACGUGGAAAAAAUAUACUGACUCGCCCGGAGUUGGCGGUCCCCCAGCGAACCAACCAGCACAAACACCUCCAAGCCCGUCUCACGGCCGAAAAGGUGAGCGGCGAACUGGCCACCACUCCCCGCAGCACCACAAAAGGGAAAAGCUCACGGCUGCUCAGCAACUUGGCAUCGCGCCACAUCCUCAGUACCCAGCUCCAAAUUCAUCUAGUCAGCACUCUUCGAGAGGUGGAGGCGCUCAGUUACAGUCACCCAGUGGCCCAUCGUCUCGCCCAUCAAGUGUUUCCAGCGGCGGAAACGGUAGCACUUGUUCCUCAAGCAAGGCAAAAGUUCCUCAAAACUUUGGUUACGUGAAAAGACAAAAUGGCUCCCAGCCGCCACCGCCGCCGCCUGCUAACGGCCCACCUCAACAUGGCCAUGCUGGGAGAACAGCCCAGGUGUCAGCGGUGCCUCGAACGAAAGUCAAAGUAUCGGGUGGUACGCAAACAUGUACUCAGGAUCUGCAAAUACACAAAAACGGCAUCGGACCAAAAUCUUAUUCUCUCGGUGGUACAGCGGCUGCCCAACUGUCUGCUUCCGUGCGAGAGAGGCUACUGGGUUCGCAGUCUCUACCCAAGCCCGGUACUCACGAGUUUGCAGCGUUAUUUCAUCACCACAGGCCCGUUCCAAGAGGCGGGAUGAAAAUUAGUGACGGAAGUCUUUCUGACACUCAAACCUACUCCGAGGUGAAAUCCGACUACGGAAUACCCUACGCACCGUGGCUAAGACAUAGCAACACUUACUCGGCAAGUGGUCGCCUGUCCGAAGGCGAGUCGAUGGAGUCGCUCACGUCGCUGCAUUCAGCGCAGGCGCACAACCACACAUCAUCUCCUAACUCACAUCAUCGCAGCUCACUCACACACAAUAAGCUCAUCAUGCACCGUGAUGCACAGAGCUCCAGGCUCAACAGAAGCAACAGUAUUAGAUCUACGAAAUCUGAGAAGUUGUACCCGUCGAUGCUGCAAAGGUCGUCAGAAAGUGACUAUGAACCUUACUAUUGUUUGCCAGUGCAGUACGGACCAGGAGGGCAAGGUCUGAACUACGGUGUCUCUGAACCACCUUCGCCGUCGCCAAGGUCAGCUUUAAGUCCAACGCACCAGCCCGGAAACGUGAUGCACACUCCACGACAUUCUCACCACUAUCCCAAGAAGAACGACGAAGCGCACGGUUCGACUGCAUCUUUGGUGUCAACGGCAUCGUCUUUAGCCGCAGGCGCUGGUAAUGAAGAAAGGCAUGCACACGAGGUGCGAAAGCUGAGAAGAGAACUGGGAGACGCGAAAGAUAAGGUGCAUACGCUGACUACCCAACUCACCACCAAUGCACAUGUGGUAUCAGCGUUUGAACAGAGCCUUUCCAAUAUGACUCAAAGACUGCAGCAGCUAACAGCAACAGCAGAACGGAAGGAUUCCGAGUUAACAGACCUCCGUCAGACAAUAGAGCUGCUUCGGAAACAGUCAAUCCAGGCAGGCUUGACUACGGCGCACAUGCAGUCUAUGGGCAUUCGGGCAGAUGGCGUCAAUGUCACUGGAACGGAUUCAAACUCGUCGCAAACUCAACAGUCUUCACCACAACGGAUCGCGCAAGGCAAUGGUGCGAUCACGCGGCAUCUCUCAACUGACAGUGUCUCUAGCAUCAACAGUCUCAGUAGUGGCUCAUCGGUACCGCAUGAUAAGAAGCACAAGAAGAAAGGCUGGUUGCGCUCAUCGUUCACAAAAGCUUUCUCAAGAAAUGCCAAGAUAUCUAAAACGGCGAAGCACUCCUCCCUCGGGCAACUGUCAUCGCAAGACAGCUCUUCGGGCUCACACCACUAUGACGAUCCGCACACGAUCAGAGAAGGAAGCAACGAGAACAGUCUCGAACAUUCCCACGAAACUCUUGACAAUCCCAAAGAUAAAACGACGUGCCCUCCAGCUAACGCCGAGGAACAAACCAAAGAAAAACAAGAUCAGGCCGGGUUAGUUGAUGAAUUAAAACGGCAACUACGCGAAAAGGAUUUGGUGCUAACAGAUAUAAGACUUGAAGCGCUUAGUUCAGCACAUCAACUCGAAAGCCUUAAGGAUACCGUGAUAAAAAUGAGGAAUGAGAUGCUGAAUUUGAAGCACAAUAAUGAGCGUUUGCAACGGCUUGUGACGUCCAGAUCACUAGCAGGUAGUCAGAGCUCUCUGGGUACUGGUGGCUCUGCCGUAGAGGACCCGAGACGAUUUAGCCUUGCUGAUCAAAGUACUAUGCAUCAGGCGGUGCUAGACAUUCAUUCUCAACCUCUCAACCUAGACUUUAACUGUAUGUCUUCAACUCCGUCACGAGAUCUUUCUAAGAAAGGGUCUCCAAAAACGAGUAUAGGGGAACCGAUAUACGGUAAUAAAGCCGUUUGCGAACUCAACGAAAACAAUGAAGCCUUAUUGGGAGCUUUAAAUGGUGCGAGUGACAUAUUUACAAACGGUUUGAGCGCCGGAGACAGGAUAAGUGGUGAUUACGAUAUCAAUACAGUGCUACCGCCCCCUAAAAGCCGUGAGUUAGCGAUAGGAGAAAGCUAUUCAGAUAUCGGUGUCGCCGACAGUCAAGGAGAUACGACGGAUGGAAAGAAAAUAGCAAUCGCAGUAUAUUUGGGUCAGCCAGAAACAUUCCAAAGAUAUUUUGAAGAAGUGCAAGAUACUCUUACUGAGUCAGAGUGCAGAUUUUACGCAAAACAAACAUCUAGCUCAUACAACAACCAUUUCGAUAAGCAGCCGAGCUUUGAAUCGCCGCGAAUCUCUCAAACUCAUAGUCCCGAAAUAGAAGCCCAAGAUUAUCCCCAGUCUAUUAAUAAGUCAAACACUAAUAGCCUUAAAAGUAAUAAAUCGACACACAGUAAUUCUUAUAAGAACGUGUACAAUAGUGAUUCGACAAUAAAUUGUAAUGAGUUUACAAUAGCGUACACGUAUAUAUCUGGCAAAACAACUUGGCAGAAUUUAGACUAUAUAGUUAGAAAAACGUUCAAGGAUUACCUAUCGAGGAUAGAUCCUGGAACGAAUCUCGGGUUGAAUACGGAUUCAAUAACAUCCUACCAUUUAGGAGAAGCGACCCGCGGCCCUGAAAUUAGUUUUCCCGAGUUAUUGCCAUGUGGCUAUAUUAUUGGGACCGUAAAUACAUUGUACAUUUGUUUACAAGGAGUAGGGAGCUUGGCGUUUGAUAGCCUCAUACCAAAAAAUAUUGUAUAUAGGUACGUUUCACUUUUAUCUGAGCACCGGAGGGUUAUACUGUGCGGGCCGAGCGGUACAGGGAAAUCAUAUUUGGCGGCGAAAUUGGCGGAAUUUUAUGUACAGAGAACGCAGCGAAGAGGAAAUCCAGUAGAAGCCGUGGCAACAUUCAACGUGGACCGUAAAUCAUGUAACGAGCUGCGAGCGUACCUCGCCAACAUCGCAGAACAGUGUAGCGGAGCAGCGGCCGGCGAGGAGGCUUUACCCGCAGUGGUCGUCCUAGAUAACCUACAACACGCAUCAGCGCUCGGCGAUGCGUUCGCUGGCCUGUUACCACCAGAUACCAGAAAUAUGCCUGUCAUAAUAGGCACAAUGUCGCAAGCAACGUGUAACACAACAAACCUUCAAUUGCACCACAACUUCAGGUGGCUACUCACUGCCAACCACAUGGAACCUGUAAAGGGAUUCUUAGCAAGAUAUCUCCGCCGAAAGCUAUUUUCUUUGGAGCUGAGGUUGGGCCGGCGCGAGCCAGCAUUGGCAGCAGUUUUGGAAUGGCUCCCAGGAGUGUGGUCGACACUUAAUGCCUUCUUGGAAGCCCACUCCUCUAGCGAUGUCACCGUUGGACCAAGGCUGUUCCUAGCCUGUCCUAUGGAUUUAGAAGCUAGCCAGGCAUGGUUCGCGGACGUUUGGAACUACAGCAUAGUGCCGUACGCGUCGGAGGCAGUGCGUGAGGGCGUAGCGCUGUACGGGCGGCGAAGGCAUGCAGCAGUCGACCCUCUGCAGCACGUUAAGUCCAGUUACCCGUGGAGAGAACCUAACCAUUCACACACCUUGCGACCAAUUUCGGUAGAAGAUGCUGGCAUGGAAGAUGCUAAUCAAGACGCAAACACCAACAAUAAUCAAGACCCUUUGUUAAAUAUGCUAAUGCGACUUCAGGAAGCAGCAAACUACAGCGGAAACCAAAGCCAGGACUCUGAUAAUGCCAGCAUGGACUCGAAUCUCACCCACGACAGCUCUAUGGGCAACGAGCUUUAACGCAACACGUCCAGAUUAAUGAUAUGAAUUCCAUCGUUUAAAGAUAAAACUACUGUUCAUUAUGGCAGGCAAAAGACAAUAAAAUGUGUUGUCUAUGACAGCUAAUGCUGUUCUACGUUAUUAAUAAUUUAAUAGAGUAUUAAAAUAUUUGUGACAUGUAUACAAUUAUACAAUAUAAUAUACCUACACACCAACUUAGUUCCUUUAAUUUCUAAAAAAAAAAUAUAAAAUACAUUAUCUAUAAGUUAUACAUCAACUCUGCUGAUUCUGAUCCUUAAAAAUAAUUAAAAAUGGCAUAUUAUAUACUUGAUUUUUGGACUAUAAAAUAAGUGCAUUUAAUACUGUCACAUGUUAACUAUAUUAUACAAAGCCAAAUAUUUGCCAUAUGUACAUUAUUUCUAUUUAUUUACGAAAUUAGAACGCUUUAGUUUACUCUUUAGGUGCUUUAUAUUCUUGUAAAUUGGUAUAGGUCUUAUAAAAAUAUAAAUAUUUUCUUUUUCACUACGAAAGGAUUAGCUCUGCAUAUUUGUAAAUGACAGCAAAUAUCGUAAGCAAGAGUGCCAGCCUUUCUCUAUUUCAAAGUUUAAAUAUGAAAUUUUUAACAUUUAUGUUAAAAACUUUACUUAUAACGAUGAUAUUAUAAAACUUUCGAAAAAAUCUACUAGUGCCUGAGCGAGGUAUUCCAUUAAUGUGAAAUACUUUAACAGUGUAGAACUGUUAAUGUUUAUAUAAAAAAAACAUUGUGGCUUUUACUAUUGUUAUAUUUUUUCAAAGUUAGGAUAUCGACACGUUUGUAUUACUAUGAUAAUAUUGUAUGUAAUAUAUUAUUAUGAAAGUGUAAUUUUUAUACCAUUUUCGUAUAAAACUCAUGUACCUAAUAAUAAUAAUAAGCUGUAAAUAUAACAAAAUGUUUAUUAAUAUAAUUUUUUUCUAUGUGACAACACUAACCAUUAUGCCAUAUAAUUAUACAGCGUUGAUUUUGUAUAGAGAUGUGUAAGUAACUAAAUGUUACGGUGUUUGGUAUGGAUUUACUUGUGUGCAUAACAGAAACGUGAUAUCUACAAUCUAUGCUUUACAGAAAUUGUGAAAAUAAACAUUGAUUACAUUAA